Abrus precatorius (Indian licorice) is the source of this 3937-nucleotide messenger RNA. Its product is annotated as beta-amylase 3, chloroplastic-like. Bases 135 to 1775 code for a protein of 546 amino acids. The record is from RefSeq and is a predicted model, not a curated record. Gene Ontology annotation, biological process: polysaccharide catabolic process. The transcript is spliced from 4 exons. NCBI's taxonomy places the organism in Eukaryota, Viridiplantae, Streptophyta, Magnoliopsida, Fabales, Fabaceae. Gene Ontology annotation, molecular function: beta-amylase activity.
AAUUCCCAAAAGAGAGUUACAUUUUUUAAUAAAAAAAUAAACACACGCAAAUCAUUUUUAGAAAUUUAAUAAAUUCGGAAAUUCCUAUAUAUUCUUCCUCCACCUUUAGCUGCAAACAGAGAUACUUAGUAAAAAUGGCUCUAACACUUCGUUCUUCAAUUUCUUUCGUUAAUCAGAAAGAAACCAAAGUCCCAAAAGCAAAAGAUGAAGUUUUAACCAAAGUUCACUUUGCAAAAACUAAGUCGUAUUUUCGUCUCCGAGCAAAGAGUUCCACGCAAGAAGCACAUGUCACACGGGACAACAAUUUCAACUCUGAAGUGAUGAUAAACGAGAAAUGGGAAACGGUUCAUGCACCAUCGGUUUCUCAUAGCCACAACGAUUCUAUGAGAGUGCCCGUGUUUGUGAUGUUGCCAUUGGACACUGUAACAAUGGGAGGGAAUUUGAAUAAGCCAAGAGCAAUGAAUGCUAGUUUGAUGGCUCUGAAGAGUGCAGGAGUGGAAGGAGUAAUGGUGGAUGCUUGGUGGGGUUUGGUGGAAAAAGAGGGUCCUUUGAAGUAUAACUGGGAAGCCUAUGCUGAACUUGUGAAGAUGGUACAAAGGCAUGGCUUGAAGCUUCAGGUUGUCAUGUCUUUCCAUCAAUGUGGAGGGAAUGUUGGAGACUCAUGCAGCAUUCCUCUACCUCCAUGGGUGCUGGAAGAAAUCAGCAAGAACCCUGACCUGGUUUACACAGACAGAUCAGGGAAGAGGAAUCCUGAGUACAUCUCCUUGGGCUGUGAUUCAAUUCCAGUUCUGCGAGGAAGGACGCCCCUUCAAGUUUACUCCGAUUACAUGAGGAGCUUCCGUGACAGAUUCAGAGAUUAUUUGGGUAGUGUUAUCAUAGAAAUUCAAGUGGGGAUGGGUCCUUGUGGGGAGCUGAGAUAUCCAUCUUAUCCAGAAAGCAAUGGAACUUGGAGGUUUCCUGGAAUUGGAGAAUUCCAGUGCUACGACAAGUAUAUGAAAGCUUCCUUGGAAGCAUCAGCUGAGGCCAUUGGGAAGAAAGACUGGGGAAGAAGUGGACCCCAUGACUCAGGUCAAUACAACCAAUAUCCUGAAGAUACUGAAUUUUUCAAAAGGGAAGGAACAUGGAGCACUGAAUAUGGACACUUCUUCCUUGAUUGGUACUCCAGCAAAUUGAUUCAACACGGUGAGAGGAUCCUUGUGUCAGCCAAAAGCAUAUUCCAAACACAUGGUGUGAAACUAUCUGCCAAAGUAGCUGGAAUCCAUUGGCAUUACAAAGCAAGGUCACAUGCAGCUGAACUAACUGCAGGCUACUACAACACACGAUUUCGUGAUGGUUAUCUACCAAUAGCACAAAUGUUGGCAAAACAUGGAGUUGUGUUGAACUUCACCUGCAUGGAAAUGAGGGACAGAGAGCAACCUCAACAUGCUAACUGUUCCCCUGAAGGAUUAGUUCAUCAAGUGAAGAUGGCAACUAAGACAGCAAGAGCAGAACUUGCUGGAGAAAAUGCAUUGGAGAGAUAUGAUGAAGGUGCAUUUGCUCAAGUUGUGUCAACUAGUAACUCUGGCUGUGGAUUAACUGCAUUCACUUAUCUUAGAAUGAAUAAGAGGUUGUUUGAAGGAGAUAAUUGGCGGCAUUUAGUGGAAUUUGUAAAAGCCAUGUCUCAAGGUGGUCGGAGACAAAGGCUCCCACAUUCUGAUUCUUAUGGGACUGAUCUUUAUGUUGGCCACAUCAAAGGAAUUCAGAAGCAGCGAGUUCAAGAGGUUACUCUUGUGUGAACUGUGAACACAUAUAGCAUCAUGUGGAGGGGUCAUUGUGUAUACUGUAUAGUUGAAUUAAUAGCAUCAUAAUUUUUAUAGAAGAAAGAAAUAAGUGAUAGUAAAAAGAUGGGGGGAAAGGAGAUAGAAUUAUGAUGGGUAUACGCAAGGAACAUGGCAUAUUCUAUGUCAAACCCCGAGAUAGUUAAGAAAAUAUUAUUUUAUUUCAUGUUAAAGACCCAUUAAGUGCUGUUUAUGUAUUUCACAAUUCACGUGUAGUCAUUUGUUUGUUUCGAUCCUUAAAAUGUGCAUUAGAAUUUAGAAAAAACGAGCAAUUCAAACUUUUUAAGGAGAUUAAUGAAGGGGUUGAUUAUUCUGAUAGUGAUUCAGCAUUUCAAUUUCAACUCCUAAUCACAAAUCUUUAAUGCAGUUUACCCACUUAGUAAAGUGAGAUUUGCCGAAAAAAUAAAGUCGAAGGAAAACUGUUGAGUCCAUUAUUUUGACCACAAUAUAUGUUUCCAAUGUUUUGGCUAUGGCCCAGUACAACAGGCCUCAGUAUUCUAUUUUGGGUCAAGCGAGGAGUACUACUUAGCUGACUAAUGGUUGACCAAAAAAUAUUGGUUGACUAAAAAAAGUGUAUUAUUAUUAUUACUGAAAACUAUCUUCUCUCAUCAAACUUGACAGCCAGAGCACUUUCACAAGUUCACUCUUUCUUGACCAAAAAACAGUUUUCAAUUAAAUGUCGACUCUUUAUUAUACUUUAAAAAGUAAGAAGUAUUUCUUAUAUUCAUUUUUAUCUUUUACCUUAAAAUUUUGAUGCAUAAAUUAUAAAUAAAUUUAAUUUUUUUUCAUUUUUAUUGAAACCAUCAUUUAUUUUUUAUAUUUUUACUUCUUUUAUUAAUUAAUUUUGUUUAUUUUAACUUAAGGAUAUAAUUUAUAAAAAAAUUAAUAUAAUCUUAAAACUUCUAAAAGGGACAGACAAAUAUAUGGGAAUAAAGAGGUUGAAAGGGAUGAAUUGGGCAGCUCUGAAAGAAUUCCUAGUCAACUGCAGCACAAUUUCCAUCGUUUUUUAGAGAUUAGGUGGUAAAAUUCAAUAGGAAAUAGACUUUUUCAAUAGUUGCUUUCUAAUUUGUCAAAUAGUUUCAGCAAAGAAAUUAAAAUAUUCUCCAUUUUUCUUUAAAAUACUUUUAACUUAAAUCAGCAGAGAUUUCGACACCAUUCAGUUCAGAGCAUGGUCAUACGUAUCGCGCAUGCCACAUGGUUCAUAUGAACGAAGUUCGGGAUUGAUUAAUUUUGCACAAAAAGCCAGUGUUGAUAAGGUAAGACAUAACAGGACUUGGUGUUGUGGCGCUGAACCGAACUAACUAACCAACCAGGAAGCUACAUUCAGAACCGUAGAAACGCGAAAAUGCUCAUAACUCUGAAUUCCAAGGUUGACCAGUGGUUGGUACUACAAAGUCAUUCCUUAACUCCUUCUAUUUACCUUUUGGGACCAAUUUAGGAUUCAUAUUCUGCCAAGUGUUUGAGGUUUCUGAAAACUGCAAUGCUAGUUUCAAGCUUUCAACUAUCUGACUCAUGGAUGGCCUUUCAUCAGGAUUCUUCUUCAAGCAGCUAUCUGCCAAUUUGGCUAUGCUUCGAGCUGCACCAAGAGAAUAUUGGUUCUUGAGCCGUGGGUCCAUGAUCAUGCUGAAUCUGCUACUUUCAGCAGGGUAUUUUUUAACCCAUUCUAUAAGCUUUUGUUCCCCUGUUGGACGGUUUUUAUCCAAUACCCUCCUUCCUGUGAGGAUCUCGUAAAGUACCACACCAAAAGUCCAAAUGUCACUCUGAAUUUUGAGAUGACCCGUUUCAACAUACUCUGGAGCAGCAUAUCCUUGUGUCCCAACUACCUGAUAACAAAAGAGUUGUUGGUGUAUACACAUUGAUCAAAUAAGAUGUUUAUUUUGUUUUAAAAUGAUAAUUGUGACCAAAACUAGUAUUUGGGACUGUGCAUAAUAUUAACAUAUGGAAGGUCAAUAUUAUUCAAUAGAUAUUUCUAUUCCACCAUCCGCUUACUUACCGCAGUAGAUACAUGGGUCUGAUCACCCGUUGGACCUUCCCUAGCAAGACCAAAAUCUGAAAGCUUGGGAUGGAAUUUCGUGUCCAAUAGCACGUUUGAAGAUUUGAAAUCUCGGUAGAUCACCUUC